CAAGACUGUCUGCAGCUCUACGACCCCCCUCCCCCCUCACACGCAUGCAUGCACACAUGCACAUGCACAUGCACACACUUCACCCCUCUCUUUCUCUAUCUUAUUAUACCUUACUUUCUGGGUGUCGGCCCGUCCGUCUCUGCCGUCUUGGGUCUGACGAUGCCACAGUCUAUUGAGCGUCAGUUGGUACAGUUCCUCCUGAUAUGGACCCUGGUUCUCACCAUCAGCCAAGUUGCGUUCAUCACCUUCUACUUGACGACUGGAAAUCACGGUCAGUCUCAGAGAGAGAGGGACAUAACGCCACAACCCAGAGCACAAACCACAGACAGACCUGGUAAGCAGGACUCUGGGCUCGUCUUGGGCAAGAUGCUUACUGCUGAGGCCGCUCCAGGUAACACAAAAUAUAUCGAGUGGAAAAUGAAGAGUGAGGACGAAUCCCUGAUCUCCGUGGGAAAAAACAUGACUGUAAAACAGUACGGUUAUUACUUCCUGUGUCUUCUGGUGACAGUGCAGAAUCACAGCAGAGGGGAUCACAAGGUGAGCCUCAGCAAGAACGGCAAAGUCCUGCUACAGGGCACUACGUCCGGCAAAUACAGCACAGGCUUCCUGGGCAGGGUGGAAGAGCUAGCCGCCAGCGACACCCUAACGGUCACCAUCAACCCAGCGGCAGAGAUUGACACCACGUCCUCCGCAACAAACAUGGGCAUCAUUUUCCUGUCCAAGUCAUCUCCUGUGUAGAUGCGAAGAUGCUCACAUCUGAAUGUGUUUCUGCCAAAAGGACUGCCUCUAGACCAUUUAGUGAACCCAUCACCUAGCUCGAAGUGACAAUGGGGGAAUCAGGUUAGUUCAAGGCUUGCAGGAAAAAAAGCCUAACCUUAAUUAAGCCUAAAAUCCUAUCGAUAAGCAAAAAUAUACAGUGGAAAUUCUAAUUGUUUCAGUUCUCAUUGAUUUGUUGUUGUCUUCCGUGCACAGUUUAAAACAUUGUUUCAUGAGUUGUGAAAAAACAUUGUUUCAUGAGUUGUGAAACAGCAAUUCCUGACUGCCUCGAGCUGGUCCCACGCCGAAAGUACACGUGCAGGCUUCCGCUUCCCUUAUAG
This is a messenger RNA of Lampris incognitus (smalleye Pacific opah), 1097 nucleotides long. RefSeq lists its product as uncharacterized. The record is from RefSeq and is a predicted model, not a curated record. NCBI's taxonomy places the organism in Eukaryota, Metazoa, Chordata, Actinopteri, Lampriformes, Lampridae. Gene Ontology annotation, molecular function: protein binding. The transcript has 4 exons. The coding region runs from base 49 to 738 and encodes 229 amino acids.